GCUAAGCGGGGGCGGGGCCAGAACCCAGCGGCUCGCGGCGCGUGCGCUGCGGCGGAAGCGGAAGUGGCCGCCGUGGCUGUCGUCCUGACGCUGGAGCGCGAGCUUCAGCCUUUUCUACCUGAUGACCUCUAAGGCCAGAAAACGAGUGGUCCUCCCCACAAGACCAUCUCCACCCACAGUUGAACAGAUUUUGGAGGAUGUCAAUGGUGCUUUGCCCUCUGAUCCAGUUUUCACUUCCUUUGCCCCACAAGUCCUGGAAGAGCUUCCUGCCACUCAAGAGAAUAAGGACCCAGAGGCAGAAAGGGAACGGCAAUAUCAACAGAGUCGCUCCUAUGUGGCCAUGAACCAUCGACUCCAGAUAGCCUGUGGUCUGCUGAAACAGAAGUGUGAGGAGUUGCGACAGGCUGGGGACAGCCUUGAGCAGGACAUCUUAGAGAUGAAGCAGAGGACCCUUUCUGGUGCACAGGGUUCCAGUUGUCUUCCUGGUGUGGGUUCCUCAGGUUGAUGUCAUACUUUUGGAUUUAUUUUUAGAAGUAAAAUUUAGGAUCUUUGUGUCUGCAGACACAUGCUUUCCAGGGUUCAGUUCCCUGCCAGUUCUGGCCCUCUUGAGUUUUCUUCUAUCCUUUUCUCUCCUUCGACACACCUGCCCGUUCGAACUUGAGGCUCUGUUCCCAGCUUGAAGAGGGUUGGAGGAAUAGUGUAGUAUGCCAUCUACUUCUGGCCCUGUAAGGAGGACAAGGAUACCCCAAGAGCUUCACUGAUAGUAUGGGACCCAAAGCCAGUCGUUAUACAGUCAUUGGGCAAAUCUCAGUAGCUAGAACAGACUCUAAACGAGACCAUGAAACCGAGGACAACGUCUCCUUGGAAGUGAAAGUGACAUGCUGAAGACAUUAUUUCCAAGCAGGAUUCUUCCAAAAUAUGCUUCCAGAUCCCCAAAGAGGGCUGGCUCCAGGAAGGCAUUCACUUACUUGUCACAGUUCCUGGGUGCUGGCAGAUUAGCCUUUUCUCACUCUGACCUGUUUCUCUGUACAUGGGCUUCAACGUCGGAUUAAAUCCGUGCCUUUCUUUACUUUUUAAAAGUUUGAUGGGUCAUUUCUCUGCAUGCUAGCUCUGGGGGUUUUGUGGCUUUCCUUAUUCCAUUAAAGUGAGUGGCCAAA
This is a messenger RNA of Sarcophilus harrisii (Tasmanian devil), 1157 nucleotides long. It is a transcript of the gene C1H19orf25, whose product is annotated as chromosome 1 C19orf25 homolog. NCBI's taxonomy places the organism in Eukaryota, Metazoa, Chordata, Mammalia, Dasyuromorphia, Dasyuridae. The record is from RefSeq and is a predicted model, not a curated record. The transcript is spliced from 3 exons. The coding region runs from base 122 to 505 and encodes 127 amino acids.